AUGCCAACUAUCUUGUUGCCUUCUUCGGCAGCUGCUUUUGCGCCACGCUCCCCGCCAAACGUGGUCUUGAAUACUAGGAUCGAACCAUGGCUCACCGCAACCUUGAAGCGAGUUAACCGGGUAAAGCGACCCUUGAACAAUGUGACCCAACAUACAAGAUGCCUCACAGAGACGCUAUCAUCACCAAACGCCAUCUGGACCCUCUGCUCGAUGAUGUUCCCCAAGGCUCCGGAGUCGGAGCUCAGGAAGGAUGAGAAUCCUUUGGUGGAAGCCCUCUUCAAUUACCAGAUGAUUCAUAUGGAAGCAUACGUGGUGCAUGUUGACAUGGUCUCUCAGAAUGAGAUCGCCUUUAAACUAACUCCCGAGACGAUCGAGGCCCUGGUGGAGUACCAUAAGGACAUUUACUCCGUUGACACCGCCGCUAGUACCUGGGACUGGGCGGAGAAGGACAACCAGCUCAAGAAGUUGCAAGAGGAGUUUGUCCAGGCAGCCAAUAAGUUUGUAUACCGGACCAGCGCCCAAGCCCUGGAAGGCUUGGAGGAAGAUGGUGCCGGGGAACUGCUUGGCGGGAGAAGUGAUGAUGCAAAGUCGGCGAUCUCCGCCCUUUUCGUCCCUUUACUUCCGCCGCCACCUCGUGUGGUGGAUGUCCUCCGGUCGACGCCUCUACUUCCUAGCUCUACCGCGCCCGAAACAUGGUGGCAAGAACCGAUGCAACACCCGGUAUCGAUGGAUUCUUGGAAAGUCCUCCCAUCAAGCCCAGCACCAACCAGCACCGCCGACAACAACCCAAACAUGUGGGCGGGUUUGCACGCCCUGCCCGAAAUGCAACUGGCUUCCUCAACCCCGACCUACACUCAAACCUAUACCACCUCGCCGUACAACACCAUACAGUACUAUAGCGCAGCGGCGACUUCGGCAGCCCUGGCAGCUCUUCCACUUCCGAGUAUGCUGGUGCAACCUUGCAGCACCGCGGCGAAUAUGGCAGGAUUUGGGUGGGGGGAUCGAUACCAAGAUUUCGCGCUGUCAUACGGUACAACGAUGUAA
This is a messenger RNA of Aspergillus ochraceoroseus IBT 24754, 1044 nucleotides long. RefSeq lists its product as uncharacterized. The transcript has a single exon. The coding region runs from base 1 to 1044 and encodes 347 amino acids. The record is from RefSeq and is a predicted model, not a curated record. Lineage: Eukaryota; Fungi; Ascomycota; Eurotiomycetes; Eurotiales; Aspergillaceae.